AAGAUGGCGGCGCCCAGAGGAGAGGAGGCAGUGUGGAACCGGUGGGAUGUGCCCUGGCCCUCGUGCAGUCCUACGGUAGCCGUACCGGCUCAGCAUCCCUCAGUGAGAUGCCUUUCAGCUGUUAGGAAGGGGUGUCAUGCUGUUGGCCAUGUUCUAAGAAAUGACGCUAUGGUUGCAGAACAGAGACUCCUGCAUUCAGUCAUUUAUAGUUUCCACUACCAGAUGAGCCGUCAUAGACCAUAUCAGUCUCUCAAACAGGUAGAACAGUGCUUGAAGCGUUUAAAUCUAAUGAAUUUGGAGAAGCCAAUUCAAGACCUUGUUCACUUGGGCCCCAUGAAACAGAACUCUGAAAAUCCUGAAGCAUCCUUGGUUCCCAGCCAACCUGUGAUAGAAGUGGUGCUGGUGAAGAUAUUGGGUGGAUGCAAACUCAUGCUGCAUUUACUUGAAUGCUGUUGUACAGCAUUUCUUUUCUCUGUUAAGCAUCUGUGUUUGCAAGAAUACAUACUGCUGAACACUCUGGUUUCGGGGUUGCUGAGCCGAUUAUGGAUUCUUUAUAGAGGUGUAUUGAAAAGCCUUGGUUCUUUAUAUAAAAGCCUGUUUGAAUUGCUUCAGGAGGUUUCAAAGAUUCAACCAAGGCCUUAUAUUAAAGGAUUUGCCUUUCCUUCUGAAAUAAAUGAAUUUCUGGGAGCCCCUUAUUUGGAGAUUAAGAAGAAAAUGCCCAAAGCACUGGUGAUGAAAAAGGCCAGAAGUGGAUGGAUGAAUAGAUUGUUCUCAGGAAGCAAAGCUGGAUCUUUCAGUGCAACAGUUCCUACAAGAGUCAGGAAGAAGAUGAGAGGUGCCCAGAAGACUGUUGAUAUUGGGAAGCCAGUUCUGGCCAACAGAACUAACCUGGAUCUUAGAAAGGAGUUGGCGUUUGAUGUCAAGACCUUGUGUAGAUACCCUAACCUUGCACCCCAUGAGAAUACUAAAUUCAGGGUAAAUCCUCCUGAAUCAAAAAGGACACUUACACCUGUUUCUUCUAAAUCACUGAGGUUCCAGCAUCUUAAAUCUUUUGUGCCCAAGUUUCAAGAAGCAGGCUCCUUUGGAGAACUAUCUGACACACUCAGAACAAUAAUUCUCUGGUGCAAAAGCAAUAAACUUGGAUCAGAGGCCUUUUUCUUGGGAAUGAAGCUUUUGAAAAGUAAGCGUCUGCAGCAUGUGGAAGCUCAGGGUUGCAGUUUGCAGAGGAAACUUGGCUGUGUUAAAGCUACUCUCCGUAAAUACCUCACGCUUUCAAGUUGCAAACGGAGACCAAGUCAAAUACUUCGAGCACACUCCCGUCUACGAAGAAGGCUCAAAUUUUCAAGAAAGCCAAGAUGUGUUUCAAAGAGAACACCGUCUGGUACCAUACCUGCACAGAGCAACACUCCUGUUUUUGUUGAGGACAGUCUCUCCUAUUCCCUCAGUUGGUGGUCUAACGGCUCAUCUUACGUAUCACCUACUGACAACAAUAGUUCUAAUGAAACUUUUGAAGAACAAGCCCAUGGUGAUGCUUCUGACCUUGCAGUGUUGGAAAGAAACCCUUCCCACAGACACAAGGAAGCUGCAGAUAAUAACGAUGAUAUUGAUGACAUUUUUAAAGUAAUGGGUCUCUAAUCCUUCAUUCCAUUAAACUACAUUUGAACUGUG
Elgaria multicarinata webbii is the source of this 1668-nucleotide messenger RNA. It is a transcript of the gene RMP64, whose product is annotated as nucleolus and neural progenitor protein. Gene Ontology annotation, biological process: positive regulation of Notch signaling pathway. The coding region runs from base 4 to 1635 and encodes 543 amino acids. Gene Ontology annotation, cellular component: nucleus. NCBI's taxonomy places the organism in Eukaryota, Metazoa, Chordata, Lepidosauria, Squamata, Anguidae. The record is from RefSeq and is a predicted model, not a curated record. The transcript is spliced from 9 exons.